UGUGCGGUUUUCACGCUAGCCGGUAUGUGUCUAAAAGCGAGUUGCUCUUUGACCUAGAUAUUAGACAGCAUCAGUGACGGGUCGGGAAAAAGACAGACAUAGGACCAUCCUGAAAAAACACCGAUAUAAAUGAUUAAAACUCAAUUCAUAAUUUAAACACAGAGAGUGAAGCAUAAGUGUUUGAUUUGCUCGAGGUGUACCUGUGCCCCAGUCACCAUGGCAGAAGCUCACCAGGCCGUGGCCUUUCAGUUUACUGUCUCGCCUGAUGGAAUUGACCUGCAGCUAAGUCAUGAAGCCCUGCGCCAGGUCUACCUUUCAGGCCUCCACUCGUGGAAGAAGAAGUUUAUCCGCUUCAAGAAUGGCAUUAUGACUGGUGUAUACCCAGGGAGUGCUCCAGGGUUGAUGCUGGUACUUGCAGGGUACAUGGGAAGGGCAAAAUAUGCUCAAGUGGAUCCCUCCUUAGGUCUCCACCUUAAAAUCGGCAAAUACAUUCCAGUAAGUAAAUACAUAUCUCUGGACAAUCAGACAAGAGUUGGCGGUGUUGUGGUGGGCACAGGGCUCUGGGUGGUCAUCAUAUUUACCAUGAGAAGCGUGCUGAAGUGGCUGCUCUCCUGGCAUGGCUGGAUGGGUGAACGUCAUGGCUCUUUAACAUGGAAAUCACGCAUAUGGGUGGUACUUGUAAAAAUCUUUUCUGGGAUGCAAACACCAAAUCUGUAUAGCUUCCAGACAUCUCUGCCUAAUCUACCCCUGCCUUCUGUGAAAGACACAAUGAAACGAUAUCUGGAGUCUGUGCGCCCUCUCCUGGAUGAUGACGAGUACAAAAAGAUGGAGGAACUUGCUUCAGAGUUUCAGAAGACCCUGGCUCCCAAACUUCAGUGGUACUUGAAGUUGAAGACAUUGUGGGCAACAAAUUAUGUCAGUGACUGGUGGGAGGAGUACAUCUACCUCAGAAGCCGUAACCCGAUCAUGGUCAAUAGCAACUAUUAUGCUCUGGACUUCCUCUAUGUUUUACCCACAAAUCAUCAGGCAGCCAGGGCUGGAAACACCAUCCAUGCUAUCAUGCUCUAUCGGAGGAAGCUGGACCGAGCCCAGAUUAAGCCGCUCUUUGCGCUAUCAAACACGGUCCCGUUCUGUUCGGCCCAGUGGGAGCGGUUGUACAAUACCAGCCGUAUCCCAGGCCAGGAAAGGGACACCAUCCAGCAUGUGUCAGACAGCAGGCAUAUUGUGGUAUACCACAAAGGCCGCUAUUUUAAGGUGAGCAUGUUUUAUGACGGACGCCUGCUCCUGCCACGAGAGAUAGAACAGCAGAUUGAGAGGAUCCUUGCGGACACCUCAGAGCCCCAGCCUGGAGAGGAAAAACUGGCUGCAUUAACUGCAGGAGACAGGGUACCUUGGGCAUGUGCCCGAGAUGCCUACCUUAGACAGGGAAAGAACAGGCAAAGCCUUAAUGCUGUAGAGAAGGCAGCAUUCUUUGUCACCCUGGAUGACACAGAGCAGCGCCAUGAUCCAGACAACCCAGAGGAAUCACUGCACAAUUUUGGUAAAUCCCUGCUGCAUGGCAAAUGCUACGACAGGUGGUUUGAUAAGUCUUUCAACCUGAUCAUUUACAAGAAUGGAACAAUUGGCCUGAAUGCAGAACACAGCUGGGCUGACGCUCCAAUCAUAGGCCAUCUCUGGGAGCAUGUGCUGUCAACGGAUGCUAUUAAGCUGGGUUACACAGAUGAUGGCCACUGUAAUGGACAGCCUCACUCCAACCUCCCUGGCCCCCAAAGGCUGCAAUGGAACAUCCCUCCUGAGUGCCAAACCAUGAUCGCCAACUCCCUGUCUGUGGCUCAGGCCUUGGCUGAUGAUGUGGACAUGGUCAUUAUCCCUUUUCAAGAGUUUGGUAAAGGGCUGAUCAAGAAGUGCAAAACCAGCCCAGAUGCCUUUAUCCAGAUUGCCUUGCAGCUUGCCCACUUUAGGGACAAAGGAAAGUUUUGCUUGACCUACGAGGCAUCCAUGACUCGUCUUUUCAGAGAGGGGCGGACUGAGACAGUUCGAUCGUGCACCAGUGAGACCUGUGCUUUCGUCAGGGCCAUGGUCGGCAAUGAGACGAGAGAGAAGAAGCUGAGUCUGCUCAAGCAGGCCGCAGAGAAGCACCAGCAGAUGUACCGACUUGCAAUGACUGGGAAAGGCAUCGACCGACAUCUUUUCUGCCUCUACGUAGUCUCACAGUACUUGCAGCAGGACUCCCCCUUCCUCAAAAAGGUGCUGUCUGAACCAUGGCGGUUGUCUACCAGUCAGACACCACUGCAGCAACCGGGGCUGUUUGACCUGGUGAACCAUCCUGAGUACGUCUCCAGCGGUGGUGGUUUUGGCCCGGUGGCUGAUGACGGUUAUGGAGUAGCUUAUAUCAUAGUUGGAGAAAACCUCAUUAACUUCCAUAUCUCCUGCAAGUGUUCCAGCCCAGCAACAGAUGCUCAACGCUUUGGCCGCAACAUCAAACAGGCAAUGCUUGACAUGCUGCAAUUGUUCGAGCUGAAGCCAAGGGUACUGUAGUAAGAAGAGGAUGCUGCCACUUACCUAAUUAAUUGUGUGUUUUUUCUGUGUUAAGGAUCGAGGGGUUAUGACAUUUGAGUUGGACUUUUAGGUGGAGGGAUUGAAAUUCUUGAUUGAUGUUAAUAUAAUGUGUGUUUAAAAAGAAAUUAAGUGGAGAGCAGGAAUGAGUGAGUGAGUGUGGUUCUUUCAACAGAAUAAGGGCCAAGCAGCAGCCACUUUAAAUAAAACUAAUUAAUUGAAGUAUUAAGAAUCGUUUAGGAAGGCAGUGAUCUCAUGCUUAACACUCACUUUCAGCUUUGAACGGUACUAAGCCCUUAAACCACACAGUCCAAUAUUCUGCUUACAUUUCAGCUUACAUUUCAGUAGACAAAAUAACCACCCAAGCGUACUGUAGGUCAGUGAGGAAGCACUUCUUUUUACCUUGGCUAACCCUUCAGUGUGGGUAAUGGCAUCAUUGUGGUCAAGCUUACGCAAAGUGAUUUCUCUGGAAUUGAACCUCCUUGGCUCCGCAGCUAACACUUUUCUGGCACACAUUUUACAAUAUCGAGUCAUGUCAAAGUAUAUAUUACUGUAAUAUAUUAAGUAUUAUACUGUUAUAUGAACAUUACAUAUUUGGAAUGAAAGCACAGAAGUGAAUGCUAUUGAAUGGAAUGGAGAAGUUUGAAUGCUAUUUCGGUUUAUUGUUGUUUACAAAAAAAAAAUUGUAAUAAUAAGGAAAGGUUUCAGUUUCAUAACCGGCCUCAAAAAAAUCGAAGGACAUAAUGUUACUGUGCAGUUCUUUUUGUUUUAUAACAACUUAACAUUUAAUUAUUUUAUUAUUUGUUUUGUUAAAAUAAUGUACAUUAAUUUGAUUAUUUUAGAAGUUUGGUUUGUUAAAACAAUUUUAGCUUUUAAAGUGAUCUCAAUUAGAAGGUUAUUUUUCGGGGGUUUUCUUGUCUUUUUUUUUUUUUUAUGUACUUCAGGGCCUGAAUUUAACAAUUUAUAAACUAAGAAUGUUAAGGACCUUAAUGUUAAUUUACAGAAGCAGAUUAAAACUAGAAAUGCAAAGUAAAUAGUUUCAUUGUUGUUGGGGGGGGGGAUCAAUAAAAUGAAGACAAGUCUUAAAUUCAGACUGUAACAUUUAGUAACUGUAACUUUUGUGUAUAUAUGAAUCAACAUUCACAUUAUAUGAGACCAGAUUUAUCAUAGGUUUAGGAACCAAUCAAAUAGCAAGACCCAUGGCAAGUGUUGCUACACCCAUGUAAAUAUUGAAUACUGUGAAAUAAAUCAAUAUUCAAAUAA
Molecule: messenger RNA, 3819 nt
Organism: Clarias gariepinus (North African catfish)
Lineage: Eukaryota; Metazoa; Chordata; Actinopteri; Siluriformes; Clariidae
Gene: cpt1aa
Product: carnitine palmitoyltransferase 1Aa (liver)
Exons: 19
Coding region: 217-2538 (773 amino acids)
Biological process (GO): fatty acid metabolic process; carnitine metabolic process
Cellular component (GO): mitochondrion
Molecular function (GO): carnitine O-palmitoyltransferase activity
Source: RefSeq, a predicted model, not a curated record